AUUAAAGAGACCAGGACAAAAAGCAAAUUGGCUAGGAUCAUCGGAAAUUCCAAGAGCAAACCCAAAGCUUGGGCUGCAGUAGAUCGAAAAUUUCUGUCUCCUCGGAUCAGAGCACAAUGUUUUCUGAUGUGAACAUGCCUUCCGCCAAGACGGUUGUGUCCACGGCCGCUUCUGUCGCUGCCUCAGCGAUGGUCAUCCGGUCCGUCGCCCGCGACUUGUUGCCCCAUGAGAUGCAGCAUUACCUGCUCUGGAGCAUCCGGGGCUUCUUCAGGUCUUUCUCGCCUGAAGUCACAAUAAUAAUAGAGGAGUUCGAUGGGCUUGCAGGGAACCAAAUAUACAAAGCCGCGGAACUCUACUUGGGGAACAAGAUCUCCCCGAACACUGAGAUCUACAGGGUGAGCCUUCCUGUGAAGGAGAGCAAGAUGUGCAUAACAAUGGGGAGGAACCAAGAGAUUGUUGACAUCUUCCAGGGAUUGCAGUUCAAAUGGAGGCAAGUGACCCGAGAAGUCGUCGAGUCGAAAGAGCUAGGCCAACCCACGAAGUUGGCAGAAGUUCGGCAUUUCCAGCUCAAGUUUCAUAAGAAGCACAAGGGGUUUGUGCUCAACACCUACUUUCCCUUCAUACUGAAGGAAGGCUAUAACGUGCAAGAAUCGAGGAAGGCCUUGAAGCUCCACACCUUGCAGCACGAUCCAUACAGAGGAUACUUAAGCGGGAGCAGCUGUUGGAGCUCGAUUAACCUCCGGCACCCUGCCACGUUCGAUACCAUGGCAAUGGACUAUGACCUGAAGAAGGCGGUGAUGGACGAUCUCAACCGUUUCGUAAGUAGGAAGGAUUACUACGCGAAGGUUGGGAAGGCCUGGAAGAGAGGGUACCUGUUGUAUGGCCCACCUGGAACUGGGAAGUCCAGCCUGGUAGCGGCGAUGGCUAAUUACUUGAACUUCUCCAUAUAUGACUUGGGCUUGUCAAGCAUACACCAUGAUGCCGAGCUCCGAAAAGUGUUGCUCUCCACGGAAAAUUACUCCAUCCUUGUGGUCGAGGACAUAGACUGCAGCCUCGACUUAAAUGAAGGUAAAGACGCCGAGACACAGCCACAGUCUUUGAACUUACCGGGCAGGCAUGCUCCAAAGACCAACAAGGUGACGUUAUCCGGUUUACUCAAUUUCAUUGACGGGUUGUGGUCAAGCUGUGGAGAUGCAAGGAUUAUUGUGUUCACCACCAAUCACAAAGAUAAGCUAGACCCUGCCCUUCUGCGUCCGGGACGAAUGGACAUGCACAUUCACAUGUCCUACUGCACCCCUUGCGGGUUCAGAAAACUGGCUUCUAAUUACCUAGGAGUAACAGAGCAUCCCCUUUUCUCGAAGAUCGAAGAAUUGAUGGCAAGUGUGUCUAUGACUCCAGCAGAAGUCGGAGAACAGCUGUUGAAGGGCGACGAACCUGAUACCACCCUCCGAGGACUAGUCGAAUUUCUCCAAGCAAAGAAGCGUGAAAGCCUUGCAGAACCUGCAGAAACUUGAACUGGCCUAGUAGCCGGAUCCGAAGAUCUGAUCACAGCAAGCAAUCCUAGUGGCCGGUCUGGAGACAGGCCAAGAUUUAAAAUGACCUUGAUCUAGCCCAACCUGCAAAUGAUUAAAGCUUCCAAAAAUAGGAUAUCUACUUUAUUUGUAGCUCUUUCUUCAAAUUAAUAAUAAUUAUAACGAAAGAUCUCAAUGCUAGCUACUGAAGAAAAGAUCUCCAUGCGAUUUGUGCAGGCUUCGCUCCGGCUUGAUAAGCGGCUUGGCAGAACUUCUGGGGCGAGCUUCUGAUGUUGCCAAGCUGGGAAUUUAGCUAUGUCAAUCGAUUGUGGGUAAAUGGACAAAUUGAUCCACGAAUCCGAAAUUAAAUAAUCAAUAGCUAUAUGUAGUGGAGCACCAUAAGUCAAAGUAAAUCUGUUGUCCUUCCAUUUGUUGUAAGAGUUGCCGGAUUACGAGUCGGCAUCUUCAUAAGUCGAAACUCGGUUACCAUGGCUUGGUUAGCUAUCCUAAGAUCUGAUCUCUGGAAUUGUAUAAGUUUCUGUCUCUCAUGGCUCACACUCAAAAGUGUUAACUGCUAUAUAAAUACCAGAUCUCCCCCUCGCACAAUCGAUGUGAUACCACACCUGGACAGAAAGCAACGGUUACCAUGCUCCAAUGAAACUUAGCAGUGUCCCACAAUAUGUAGCUUACUCUGACAUGUGGGCUGAGCCCGCGUUUUGACUGAGCCCUCGCCACUGACAUCGCUUCCUCCCUUCCCGCCACCCUCACCGCUGCCCGCGCCCUCCGCUGGCCACACUACCUGCGAAAACGCAUCUGCACCAUACUCCUGGUGGAUUCUACUGUACUCUGGCGUGCCUGUUGAUGGAUUGCUUACCCAGCCGCCUACAAUCAUGGCCAUCAUACUCGUCAUCGCUGUUUCGUCGGCUCGCCACUGGACCCGGAAAAAAUCCACCAAUGCCGGACAGUCAUGGAUAAAUUCCUUCGACAGUCACCAGCCUCGCCUUUCCCUAGCACUUGCCUUCCAAAAUGGUGCUCUCCACCACCAUUUUGAUCCCACCUUUGAACAUUUUAGCAAUUUUCAUUUAGAUAUUAGAGAUAUAGACAAUGAUUUCUCCUAUUGUUCCGGUGCCCUUGCUGUUGUUCAAGUCAUGCCGGUCUCCGAGAUUUCACUAAAAACACAACGGCAUGCACCACAACUUGUCGAAUCUAUGGUUUGGCUCUCCGUCCAUCCUCAGUUUCGAUAUUUUCAUGGUCAGCUUUGUUCCCGGUUC
Molecule: messenger RNA, 2782 nt
Organism: Punica granatum (pomegranate)
Lineage: Eukaryota; Viridiplantae; Streptophyta; Magnoliopsida; Myrtales; Lythraceae
Source: RefSeq, a predicted model, not a curated record